CCUGGCAACCGAUCUCGCUCGCCUUGCCUCCUGCCCAUUCAUCAGCCGCUCCUUGCCCCCUGGCGCUCCUUCUUUAUUCAGAUCCGCCGAGGGGAGCGCCGGGGCAGAGGCGAAAGGGUGGUCGUCGUCGUCGCUCUUUGCGCGCGCUCUCCCCGCCUGUCUCUCUCAGCGAAUCCAGAUGUGCCAGCUGCGGAGCCCAAGUCCUCCUCGGGAAGGGAGUCUCGGUUAAAGCUGCUCUCCUCCACCCACCCCAACGGCAGAGAAAGUGUGGGGGGUGAAAGGCAAGAGAGAGACAGAGAGAGAGAGAGACCGGGUGGUGGUGGUGGGGAAUCCACACAAUCCCAAAGGAGGAGAAAGAAAAGGGGCUCGGGAGCUACAGGAGCGCGCGGAGAGGAAGCACCUCGGAAGAGAGCAAAGGUGGUGAUCCCAGGUGUGUGGCAGGAGCCUCUCUCCGCAACUUCCCUGUUUAAAAGAGGGACACACGAUCACCUUUGUCUGCCUUCCGAGAUCAGCCUAGCUCUCUACCGUUUCAAAACCAAAACCAACUCUAAACCAAAACGGUUUUGGGUUGGAGGGAGGGUUUUAGGGGGGGAGUGGGGGAAAAGCCCACAGGAAUGGAGGUAGCCACGGACCAGCCGCGCUGGAUGGCCCAUCACGCCGUACUGAACGGGCAGCACCCGGAGAGCCAUCACCCGGGACUGGCUCAUAACUAUAUGGAACCAGCGCAGCUCCUACCUCCGGACGAAGUGGAUGUCUUCUUCAAUCAUCUGGACUCCCAAGGCAACCCGUACUAUGCCAACUCGGCCCAUGCCAGAGCCAGAGUUUCCUACAGCCAGGCGCACGCCCGCCUCACCGGGAGCCAAAUGUGCCGGCCUCACUUGCUCCACAGCCCCGGCCUGCCCUGGCUGGACAGCAGCAAAGCGGCUCUGUCGGCGGCGCACCAUCACAACCCGUGGACGGUGAACCCUUUCACCAAGGGGCCCUUGCACCCUUCGGCGGCCGGCGCGCCGCCCGGCGCCAUCUCGGUGUACCCCGGCGGCGGCAGCUCGGCGUCGAGCGCGGCCUCCGCCUCGUCGCUCACGCCGGCCUCGCACUCGGGCUCGCACCUCUUCGGCUUCCCGCCCACGCCGCCCAAGGAAGUCUCCCCGGACCCCAACGCCGGCAGCAGCGCCGCCUCGCCCGCCUCGGCCUCGGCUGGCCGGCAAGACGACAAGGAGCCGCUCAAGUACCAGGUGUCCCUGGCCGACGGCAUGAAGAUGGAGAGCGCCAGCCCGCUGCGCAGCAGCCUCGCCGCCUCCAUGGGCGCGCAGCCCUCCACGCACCACCCCAUCCCCACCUACCCUUCCUACGUGCCCGCCGCCCACGACUACGGCGGCAGCCUCUUCCACCCGGGGAGCUUCCUCGGGGGGCCCGCCUCCAGCUUCACCCCCAAGCAGAGGAGCAAAGCCCGGUCCUGCUCAGAAAGAAAUCCGGUUUCUUCGUGUUUCCAUUUAGAAGGCAGAGAGUGUGUCAACUGUGGAGCUACUGCCACCCCUCUCUGGAGAAGAGACGGUACUGGGCAUUACCUGUGUAACGCCUGUGGGCUCUACCACAAAAUGAACGGUCAAAACCGACCUCUCAUUAAACCUAAACGGAGACUGUCAGCAGCUAGGAGAGCAGGAACUUGUUGUGCCAACUGCCAAACAACCACCACCACCUUAUGGCGACGUAAUGCGAAUGGGGACCCAGUGUGCAAUGCCUGUGGACUGUACUAUAAAUUGCACAAUGUGAACAGGCCUCUGACUAUGAAGAAGGAAGGAAUUCAGACCAGAAAUAGGAAAAUGUCUAACAAGUCAAAGAAGAGCAAGAAAGGCUCUGAAUGCUUUGAGGAACUUUCCAAAUGCAUGCAGGAGAAAUCUUCUCCAUUCAGUGCUGCUGCCCUUGCCAGUCACAUGACACCGAUGGGGCAUUUGCCACCUUUCAGCCACUCUGGACAUAUCCUGCCAACGCCUACCCCCAUUCACCCAUCUUCCAGCAUCUCAUUUGGACAUCCACAUCCAUCCAGCAUGGUCACAGCCAUGGGAUAGAAUCUGAAGAUCCUAACAGAGAACUUGAAAACACUGGGCUUUGCCCAUAAGACAACAGCGAGGGAAAAAAAUCUGCCCAGAGGAGAGAAUAUAGGGAAGGAAGAGGAACGAAAGGGGAUCUCAUUCCAGUGUGGUUCGACUCCUAGCGCUAGACUAAAACUUUGCAGUGAUGGGUCUUCUGCAGAAAUGCUUAAUGGUGCCUGUUAUGCACUUUGCCCCCUCAGGUAAAUGGAGAAAGAGGAACUCACCUGUCUGAAAUGAUACCUUCUGGUCCCAGCAGAAAGAAAAGGUGGCUGAAGCAGUCGAAGAAGCUGGAGCCAGCUUUCCUUUCUCUUUGUUAAUUACUGUGAAUAUUGUAAAGAGAUUAGCAGCCUCCCAAGGCAAGAGGAAGCUCAGUGGUAGCCGCCCAUGCUGGAUUUCUAUCACAGACUUUGUGUUCAGGGGAGGAAAAAUGGACAACUUUAUAAAAAAAAAUCUACUUUUUAAGAAAAGAAAUCAGAUACAGGAAAAAAAUCAUUAUUUAUUUUGCUCUUGUGUUCCAGAAAGAGCUUCAAAACUCUUGCAUGUUCUUGUGGAUCUUAUUUUAUUUUUUUAUUUUGUUUAAAGAAACGUCCACCCAGGUAAAGUUUUUUU
Messenger RNA from Podarcis raffonei (Aeolian wall lizard), 2699 nucleotides. RefSeq names its product GATA binding protein 2 (gene GATA2). Lineage: Eukaryota; Metazoa; Chordata; Lepidosauria; Squamata; Lacertidae. Bases 615 to 2066 code for a protein of 483 amino acids. Gene Ontology annotation, cellular component: nucleus. The record is from RefSeq and is a predicted model, not a curated record. The transcript is spliced from 6 exons. Gene Ontology annotation, molecular function: DNA-binding transcription factor activity, RNA polymerase II-specific; RNA polymerase II cis-regulatory region sequence-specific DNA binding; zinc ion binding. Gene Ontology annotation, biological process: positive regulation of angiogenesis; negative regulation of transcription by RNA polymerase II; positive regulation of transcription by RNA polymerase II.